Olea europaea var. sylvestris is the source of this 716-nucleotide messenger RNA. Its product is annotated as 40S ribosomal protein S24-1-like. Bases 1 to 522 code for a protein of 173 amino acids. Lineage: Eukaryota; Viridiplantae; Streptophyta; Magnoliopsida; Lamiales; Oleaceae. Gene Ontology annotation, biological process: translation. Gene Ontology annotation, cellular component: ribosome. Gene Ontology annotation, molecular function: structural constituent of ribosome. The transcript has 2 exons. The record is from RefSeq and is a predicted model, not a curated record.
AUGGAUUUAUAUAGGCAGGAUGGAAGUAACAGUCUCCACCAUGAUCAGAGAUUAAUUCAGAAUCUUAAUGACUGGGUAGUGGAUAUUUUAAUGACUAUUAGUGGGUUGUUACAAAAACAAACAAAAUGUAAGCUUGCCCUUAUUCAAGCAAUAUUGGGUCUCCUAUAUAUCUUCACAGUAUCAGGAGAUGUGUUACAUCCAGGACGGGCCAAUGUUUCUAAGGCUGAGUUGAAACAGAAAUUGGCAAGGAUGUAUGCAGUGAAAGAUCCAAAUGCAAUAUUUGUGUUCAAGUUCAGAACCCACUUUGGUGGAGGCAAAUCAACUGGUUUUGGCUUGAUCUAUGAUUCUAUUCAAAAUGCGAAGAAAUACGAGCCAAAAUACAUGCUCAGUAGGAAUGGUCUUGAUACCAAGGUAGGGAAGUCCAGGAAGCAACUGAAGGAGAGAAAGAACAGAGCAAAGAAGAUACGUGGUGUGAAGAAGACUAAAGCUGGAGAUGCUGCUAAGGCUGGCAAGAAGAAAUGAGAUUUUACGAACUUAUGCUUCUCUACUUUGGAAACUGAGUACAGAAAAUUCUCUUUGAAGCCAAGUUUCUCAUAUUGUUUGUCAUUUUGCUUAGAUAAUUUUAGUUUCAAUCUUUGCAAUUUCUUGAAGUUUUUUCUGUACGGUUUAGAAGGAAGAAAAUCAUUCAGUUUCAUAUGAUUAUAUGACAUGAUCUC